AUGUGCACCGUAAGUUACGUCAAACUUACCGACAGUGUAGGUGGUGGCACCAGUUUCGAGACUCACUGUAGCGCAGAUCGAGCGCAGAUGGUCGCUCAGACCCGAAAGCUCUCUUUAGAGAAAAAGAAAGCGUUUAUUGAAGCCUCGAUUGAAGCCUCGGGAUUGGCAAGGGAGGCUUCGCAGCUACAAGAAGACUUUGGCUAG
Penicillium taxi is the source of this 204-nucleotide messenger RNA. RefSeq lists its product as uncharacterized. The coding region runs from base 1 to 204 and encodes 67 amino acids. The record is from RefSeq and is a predicted model, not a curated record. Lineage: Eukaryota; Fungi; Ascomycota; Eurotiomycetes; Eurotiales; Aspergillaceae. The transcript has a single exon.